Messenger RNA from Anopheles moucheti, 1141 nucleotides. RefSeq names its product adenine phosphoribosyltransferase (gene Aprt). Gene Ontology annotation, biological process: adenine salvage; AMP salvage. Lineage: Eukaryota; Metazoa; Arthropoda; Insecta; Diptera; Culicidae. Gene Ontology annotation, cellular component: cytoplasm. Bases 296 to 859 code for a protein of 187 amino acids. Gene Ontology annotation, molecular function: adenine phosphoribosyltransferase activity; adenine binding; AMP binding. The transcript has 3 exons. The record is from RefSeq and is a predicted model, not a curated record.
CGUUUAAAGAAGUAGAAUUCUUAUUUUUAGAUGAAAGCAUCGAAAAUUCAUGUUGUACGUUGUGUUCAUUUGGCAGCUGUUGAAAGGGUGCAGACGUUUGACGUUUUGUAAACACCGGGUUUGUUAUCAUGCAUACUUUUGUUAUCAACAAAACGUCCGGGGUGCUGUGCGAUUAUUAUAAAUUAUACAACAAAAACCCACCUUAGCCAGCAAAGAACCAUUCCAAAUUAGAACAAGCAAUACCGGUGUAAUUAGAUCUGUGCGUGCUUGCGUAGAUAGUUUCACGAACCAUACAAUGUCAAGCGAUCAAAGUGCGAAUGUGGAACUGAUCAAGAAGUACAUUGGCGAGUAUCCUGAUUUCCCGAAAAAGGGAAUACUUUUCAAAGACAUCUUUACCGCCCUGCGACAUGGAGAUGUUUGCAAAGCCAUCAAGAAUGUGCUUGUGUCGUACGUUCGGGAAUCCUGCCCGGAUGUGCAGGUGAUAGUUGGACUAGAGGCUCGCGGAUUUCUGUUCAGUUUGCUGAUUGCGGCUGAGCUUGGAGUGGCAUCGGUGCCCAUAAGAAAGAAGGGUAAACUGCCAGGAACAUGCGCCCAGCAGGAAUACCAGCUAGAAUACGGAACUGAUGUGUUUGAAAUACAAAAAGGAAGCAUCGUCGACGGACAGAAAGUAUUGAUAAUUGACGAUCUGUUGGCCACCGGUGGUACGAUGGAUGCUGCCAACAAGCUAGUACAGCAGCUUGGUGGAAUAGUGGAACGAAAUGUAGUUAUUAUAGAACUUACCGAACUAGGAGGAAGGAAGAAACUUGAAGCUUCCGGCUCAAAAGUACAUUCCUUUAUCGAAUACCAUGACGUCGAAUGAGUUUGUUGUAUAGUGCAAUCUAUAGCACGUGUUACUGUUUUGCGUGCUAAUUCCUAACAUAAAAAGACAAACUAACGGAUAAGCUAAAGGAUUGCUGCUUUUGUUUUGUUACUUGUUUUCACUUGGCCGUGCAAAUAUUUGUAUUGUUUGUGAUCAAUUCGUUUUCGAUUUAAAAAUCCUUGUUUGUUGAUUAAAAUCUCAGGAAAAGCGUUUAACGUAGUUAAUGGUAGUUAAAAUUGAUCAAAAAACCUUGAACAAAUAAAAAGACGCACAUUACGGCAA